AAAGCAAAGCACACAGCAAAAGCACGCAGCAAGCAAAGAGGGCAGCCCUUUUUGGACGGAGAGCGUCUCAGAGCAACCAUCAAGGACUUCGCCGAGGCGCGCGGGCAGCGUCCGCAAAACCGGGGGCAGCGUGCGCACCAGCAUUAGAACGCCAUGUUGCAAUGUGCUUGGGAGCUUGGUCUAGUGGCAGGAUACGCGCUUCGGGAGCGCGAGGUCGUGGGUUCGAUUCCCGCAGUUCCCCAUCGCACGUCGCACACGUAGCUGCGCGCGCAGCCGGCAGUCGCGGGACGCGCGCACCCCCGACGCAGGCCAAUGACCAAAGAUCGCGCGCUUACAUGGAAGAAAAUGCGGGCGCAGCAGUCUCGGAGGAAGAAGGCGCGCAUGCGGACGGCCCUCGAGGUCAUCCGCCGCUUGGAAUGGGACCCGGCCUGCUGCGCGGCGGCGGUCGUCGUCGGCUACCACGACCGUAUCUUAGGCGAGAUUGUCGAGAAGCCGCUCGACGCGUUCUCGCGCUGGGGCGCGAUCGAGCUCGCCGGCGAGGACGAUCUCGCGAUCCCGCAGCACCGCGUCGUCUACUUCAAGAGCGGCGACGCCAUCGUCUGGGACAAGCGGCGCAUCUACGACGGUUGCCGCCUCGACGGCGUCUACGGGAGCACGGGUCACGUCAAGGUCGACCUGUCGGAGAUCGCGGCGCGGCGGCGCGGGUGGCGGCCCAAUCACGAAUGA
Molecule: messenger RNA, 726 nt
Organism: Pelagomonas calceolata
Lineage: Eukaryota; Pelagophyceae; Pelagomonadales; Pelagomonadaceae
Source: the annotation of a GenBank genome assembly